GCUUGGGAUUCAUGAGGUCCUCCAAUAUUUGUACAUCGCGGCGUUGUUCCCGAACAUCAAGGGCGGAUGCCAGAUCUGGCUCAGCCACAUGACAACCAUCCACGACGUCCAGGUCAACAGCUUACACAAGAAGAUCUCCUGGGAAAAUUUAACGAGAUUCAUUGUUGAUGAAGGCCCGACGCUCGCCAUCAACCGCCUAUUCGCCACGACUCAAAGCAACACAUCGACGCACGACUGGCUCACGGAAUGGCAAAAGAUUGUGGCAACCCCCGAUCUCGACUUGCCAUUUUCGCAUCUGCGUCGAGAGUUCAACAACCGGUCGUGUGCCGCCUUGAGCCUAGCACUCGGUGAUCGCGAGCAGUACACGACCUUCGUCGAAAUCAUCGACAAGGCGCGUGAGAUCAUCAAGACCAACCAGGCUGCUGCACACGAGAAAUCAGUGGGGCAGCCAGGCUAUGUGGAGAAGGGAAAAUUUGGUCCACGUCCGCAGCCCAUCGCUGCAGUCCAACCAGACAACAUUGUGGAAGACCCGAUAGCCACCCUAGCAUCACGUGAGGGAGAUCAGGUAGCCGCUGUCCAGCCGCGAAGCAACAACAACUUCCGUGGAAAAGGGAAGGCGGAAACCGCAUCGCGGGCCGGAAUGGACAGCCAGUACCAUGGGUCAAUACCAGCUCCGUUGAUGGACGCCGGAGUAGAGGUUGUUGACCUUCACGACUACGUUGCGAAGAUCGACCACGAGUUCAAGACACAAUGGUACAACGACAACGACACGCCAUUGUUGUACGUACGCAUUUUGAUCGGAGAGGCGACCUGCAGCGCUUUGAUCGAUUGCGGAGCUACUCAGAACUAUAUCAGCCAAGACUUUAUGAUACGUGUUGGCCUUGGGCCACGAGUAUAUCUGCCAAGACUUUAUGGCCCUCUCCCGCGCAUCGACGACCUUCUCGAACGGCUGGGCGGCUCUAAGUUCUUCUCCAAACUUGACGUCAAAUCGGGAUAUCACCAACUUGAGAUUCGGCAGGAAGAUCGCUCCAAGACCGCGUUCAAGAUGCGAUAUGGGCAUUUUGAAUGGCUGGUUAUGCCAUUUGGCCUUACGAAUGCCCCGACCACGUUCCAAGCGGCUAUGACGACAGAGUUCAGACACAUGCUGGACAUAUUUGUACUCAUCUACCUCGACGAUAUCUUGGUGUACAACCGAAGUUUGGACAAGCAUGUGGAGCACCUGUGCACCGUUUUGGACCGGCUACGACAAGCCAAGUACAAAGCCAACCGUAACAAAUGCGAGUUUAUGCGGCAAGAGCUCGAGUACUUGGGCCAUUAUAUGACGCCGCAAGGCAUCCGUCCGCUUGCGGACAAGAUCAAGGUCAUCCGCGUAUGGCCCGAGCUCACCAACACCACGGACGUGCGCUCAUUCAUGGGGUUGGCGGGCUACUAUUGACGCUUCAUCACCGGGUACUCGAGGAUUGUCGCACCAUUGACGAGAUUACAAUCGCCGAAGGUGCGAUUGGUAUUCG
This is a messenger RNA of Chara braunii, 1511 nucleotides long. NCBI's taxonomy places the organism in Eukaryota, Viridiplantae, Streptophyta, Charophyceae, Charales, Characeae. The record is from the annotation of a GenBank genome assembly.